CUUUAAUGGGAGAAAUUUUCCCGUAAUCUCAAUUUUAGUCAAUUCAUGCCCCCUCACAGUUCUUUUACCGUUUGAUUCAUCAAUAAAGGGUUACACUAUCUGCACUCUUGAGUAAUACGUGCCCCCGGUACCGCUAUAAAAUAGAGCUUGCAGAAUAGUAAAAGAACUGGGCAACGGACGCCGAUGAUAGAUGACAGCCUGUCAUCGAACCUCUUUCACACGGAUCAUCAGAAGAACGUGUCGACAUCAUACGAAUAAACUGACUCCAUGUUCCAUACAGACUUAUGUCCCGAGUUAAGAAGUUAACAUACAAAGCAAUGGAGAUCUACAAUAAAACUGUUAGUGCCUUUAAUAACAAACUUCAGCCUCUGUGUGAUCAAAUGAUUCAAUUCACCAAGUAUAAUAUUUCAAGUUACAAUCGCAGUGAGCUACACACUCUCAGAGGGAAUAUAGAACAAACAUUUAGUCAACUCAAAACCAUUGAUAAAGAAUUUCAAGACUACUUGAGAAGAACUAACACUGAACAAAGCAAUCUCGAGUUAUCAAACUUGGAAAAAAACUGUCUAUGAAGUGUAUAAUCAAGUUGAUCGUUUCUUGUGCCAGAUAAACACUAAGUUGGACACUAUGAGUGAAACUUCAUCUAUCAAAAGUGGUUCGUCGAGCAGAUCAAGUGUCGUUUCACGUAAACUGGCAAAGGCUGAGGCCGCAAAGGCAAAGGUCGUCUAUGCUCAACGCCAAGCUGAGCUCAUGAAACAAGAAGCUCUUAUUAAAGCAGAACUUUUUGUGCUAAAAGAAGAAAAAGAGGUAGCGGCCGCCGUCGCUGAAGCGGAAGUGUUAGAGAGAGAAGCUUCAGGAACGCACUCAGUAACAUUACAACAGCUCCCGUUUAAGGCGACUGAUAAAACUGAUCGUGUUUUACAGUUUGUCGAACAAAGUUCACGGAUGCAGCCAGAUAAUGAGCUUCCGCGACGUACGGAACCACAGUUUGAACCGCCAUUGUUUCAGCCUGGUCAGCCCACUUCGUCGUUUUAUCAACCUUUACCACCAUUUAACACUCAACCAUCUGUCCAUACAGAUAAAUGCGACCAUGGUCAAUUGCGCAAAUUCUUGUUGAAAAAAGACCUUUUGUUAAGCCGCUUAUACAAAUAUGACGAUCGACCAGAAACAUUUCCAAUAUGGAAACAGAGCUUUCAGACAGUUCUUACAGAACUGGAUGUAACACCGGUGGAAGAGUUAGAUCUGUUGUUAAAAUGGCUCGGAACGGAAUCCAGACAGUACGCAGUCACCAUUCGCGCGGCUAACAUUCACGACCUCCCUCAAGGGGUAAAGAGAAUAUGGGAAAUGUUAGAAGAGCGUUAUGGCACUCCGGAGCAGAUUGAAAGCGCUGUGUCUAAGAAAUUAUUACAAUUCCCAAAUCUGACGAACAAAGAUAACAAGAAACUGUAUGAACUUGCCGAUAUAGCAGCAGAAAUUGAGUCCCUGAAAGAGAAUCCUAGAUACUCGGCUUUACUGGCAGUAUACGAUUCAUCGUCGGGAGUGAAUAAGAUCGUUAUGAAGUUGCCACAUAGUUUGAGAGAGAAGUGGGUUACUCGCGCCGCGAAGUAUAAAGCCCAACACGAAGCCGUGUUCCCUCCAUUCAAAGAGCUUGUGAAGUUCCUCAAUGAAAUAGCCCGUAUCAAGAAUGACCCUGGUUUAAUGUUCGAUCAUAUUGAAGCAACGCAUAAAACGUUGCAACAGAAAGUAUUUUCGAGAAAAAUAGAGGUCAACGAUCGUGUGCAGUCAACGCAUGGACCGAUUGAAGAACGCCCUCAAGAAAAGUGUCCAAUACACAAGACUAGACAUAGUUUGAGAGUAUGUAAUGCUUUCAAAGCAAUGAACCAAGAGAAUAAGAAACAGUUAUUAAAAGAGAACAAGUUAUGUUUCAGAUGCCUGUCUCCUUCCCAUAUGUACAAAAACUGUAACACAAACGUGAAAUGUGAAGAAUGUGGAAGCGAUAGGCACUGUACGGUGAUGCACUUCACUUACAAGCCUAGAGAAAGUCAUGGCGGGGAGGAAACUAAGAAACAUGUAGUUGCAAGCAAGUGCACUAGUGUCUGCGGGAAUGCAGAAUUCAAGGGGAAGUCAUGCGCGAAAUUGGUUCUCGUUAACGUUUAUAAAAAGAAUCGGCCUCAAAAUCAAAUUAAAGUUUAUGCCAUGAUCGAUGACCAGAGCAACAGGUCUCUAGCAGGACCAGAGCUGUUCGAUUUGCUAGACCUAAAUGCAACGAUGACUGAAUAUACCCUUGGAUCUUGUUCCGGCCAAACAGUCGUUAAUGCACGAAUAGCAGUGGGAUGUGUGGUAGCAAGCCUUGACAAUCUCACGAUGUUCGAGUUUCCCAGCUUAUUAGAAUGUCAAAACAUACCAAACGUGAGGAGCGAAAUCCCAACCCCCGAAGUGGCUAUGUCCCAUUCUCAUCUCCGAGACGUUACAAUUUCGCCUCUGGACAACAACGCGAAAAUUAGUAUAUUGAUUGGUAGGGAUCUGUUAGAAGCCCACCAUGUACUUGACCAGAAGAUUGGCCCACGCGGUGCCCCAUAUGCGCAGAAGUUACCUCUCGGAUGGGUUAUUGUUGGCGAAGCAUGUUUAGGCAACAUCCAUAGAAGUGAUUAUGUGAAUGUGAAGAAAACAUAUCUGUUUAGUGAUGGCAGAGAAUCUGUUCUUACGCCAUGCCAUAAUGGUUUACACGUUUACCAAUGUCCAGGCAAGUGUUCGCAGGCAGUACGCGAAGAUGCCAUUUUUAAGAGAACUCGGGAUGAUAACAAGCCAGGCCUUUCGAAUGAUGAUAGGGAGUUUAUGGCCAUAAUGGGAACAGAAUUCAAGAAGGGAACCUCUGGUAAAUGGUUUGCGCCUUUACCAUUCAGAAAAGACAGACCAAGGCUUUCAAACAACCGCAUUGCUGCAGAACGGCGGGCGAAGACGUUGGACUACAACUUGAGAAAAGACGAGAACAAAAGAAAAAUGUUCACCAAUUUCAUGGAAAAGGUCUUUGAAAACGGCCACGCUGAACUGGCUCCAACUUUACUGCCUGGCCAAGAGUGUUGGUACUUACCUGUUUUUGGCGUAACGCAUCCACAGAAGCCAGACCAAAUAAGGUGCGUUUUCGACUCAUCGGCAAAACAUUGCGGAAUUUCGCUCAACGAUGUGCUGCUCACUGGUCCAGAUUUCACUAACAGUCUUCUUGGUGUGCUUCUACGGUUUCGCAAAGAACCAGUUGCGAUUACCGCCGAUAUUCAACAAAUGUUUUACUGUUUCAACGUCAGAGAGGACCACAGGGAUUAUCUACGAUUUCUCUGGUACGAAGACAACGAUCCUAAGAAGGCUCUAACUGAAUACAGGAUGUGCGUACAAGUGUUCGGGAACAGCCCGUCCCCGGCUAUCGCCACGUAUGGGCUGAGAAAAUCGGUGGAGUACAGUGACAGCGACGUUGUGUCAUUCGUUACCAACAACUUCUAUGUGGAUGAUGCCCUGACCUCGUUACAAAACCCAGCCGACGCUGUGAGUUUGCUUAAACGUACACAAAACGACCUACAGGCACAUGGGCUAUAUCUGCACAAAAUAGCUUCAAAUUGUGAUGAGGUUAUGCUCGCUUUUCCGUCAGAUGAUUUAGCAAAGGGUCUCCUAGGAAUCGACAUAAAGAACGAAACUUUGCCUGUGCAAAGAAGUCUUGGUUUGCAGUGGGACCUGAACGAUGAUACAUUCAUAUUUACAGUCUCGCCAGAAGAAACACGUUUCACCAGAAGGGGUGUAUUGUCUUUGAUCAAUAGUAUCUUUGAUCCUGUUGGAUUUCUAGCACCGGUGACUAUCCAAGGGAGAUUAAUCAUGAAAGACCUGACCUCCAGUACACGAGGGUGGGAUGAACCAUUACCUGAUACAAUGUCGACGACAUGGAAAUCUUGGGUGAACACUCUACCUGAUCUGAAGGCAGUUCGUAUAUGUCGUACAUACUCUGAGAAAGGCUUUACACAACAUCCGAGUAGUGUCCACAUCUUCUCAGAUGCUUCAGAACAAGCAAUUGCUGCGGUGGCUUAUUUACUCACUUUUGAAUCCGACACCCCACAAAUUGGGUUCCUAUUGGGCAAGUCUAAGGUUGCACCCAUUGCCGGACACACCAUCCCCAGGUUGGAACUAUGCGCUGCAGUCAUGGCCGUAGAAAUAGCACAAACUGUAGCAGAACACUUGGGAAUUUCUAUUGAGACAUUUACAUUUCACACAGACAGUAGGGUUGUCCUAGGGUACAUCAACAACAACACGCGCAGAUUUCAUACUUAUGUCAGCAAUCGUGUAGAGCAAAUACGGCGUUCAACCAAACCAGCACAGUGGCGAUACGUUUGUACCAAACUGAACCCAUCUGACUGCGCUACCCGUGGUCUUGCAGCAUCAGACCUUAUGAAUAGUGCGUGGCUCCAAGGACCCACACAUUUGACCAGUGAGAACAGUGUUGACAGCGAAACGUAUCAUCUUGUCGAACCAGAACACGACAAAGAGUUGAGAGUCGAUGUCAAUGCCUCUAAGUCAGCAAUUAAAAGCCGUCUUGGUUCUGAACGCUUUUCGCGUUUCUCUGAGUGGAGGCGCCUAGUGCAAGCUAUCGCAUACCUUCAACACUUUGUGGAAAAGGACCAAGCAAAAUCUCAACGGAAAGAGGUACCAUCGUACCAAAAGGCCGAAAAGUUCAUCAUCAAAGUAGUCCAAGCCGAGAGCUAUUUGAAGGAACUAGACUGCCUCAAGUUAGGAAAGCCAGUUUCCAAGCAAGUCACAUACUGCAACUAGACCCGUAUCUAG
Messenger RNA from Mya arenaria, 4818 nucleotides. RefSeq lists its product as uncharacterized. The transcript is spliced from 2 exons. Bases 625 to 4806 code for a protein of 1393 amino acids. NCBI's taxonomy places the organism in Eukaryota, Metazoa, Mollusca, Bivalvia, Myida, Myidae. The record is from RefSeq and is a predicted model, not a curated record.